AUGGUCCAGACGAACAGGAAGAAGGAGGAGGCGCGUGCCGAGAGGCUGCGAAGGCUCCCACAGACCGACCGACUCAAAAAGAGUGCUCUGAUAAAGAAGCAAACAGGACGUGUUCUCAAUGCGGCGGAGAAGCACGCGAUGAAGAUGACCUCCGAGUACGGGGAGAUCAUUCGGCUGUGGGAACUGCUGCGGGUCGCGUCUGACCCCGCAGCGAAGGAGACGACGACGACGACGACGACGACGAAGAGCGUAGGGGAGCGUAAGGCGGAGCGGUACGAACACAAGUACCAGACGGUGGAUCUCCUGCUGAAACUUAUUGAACCAAAGUUUGCCACGCACGCGAAAACGCCCCGGGUGAGCCGUGUCAUCCAGUCUAUGAUUAAAUACGCCUCCGUGACGCAGUUGGAGCGUCUCCUCGCGCUCGUUUCACAGUCUUUUGUGGCUCAUGCCACAGACGCCUACGGCCAUUUUGUGGUGACCGCAUUGAUCCGUCACGCCCCACAUAGCCUCCUCGACAAGUUGCUUUUACUCAUCGUUCCUGCCGUCCCUUCGCUGGUGUCGCAUCGGUUUGGCAUUGAGGUUCUCCACGCAGCAUACAGCAGCCGUCUCUGCACCUCCACCAAUCGCCAUAUUCUCAUCCUGGCGGUCCUGAAAGACAACGUUGCCGUGAUGAAGCGGUGGAAGGGGUAUCCUGUUUUGGAGGAGGUGCUGCAGCAAGAGGUGGCGCAGCGGAAGCGUCUGCUCUCUAGGCUUUUUGAGCUCUGCGACAAGCUUGUCUCGCAGAAGGGUGCUGUCGACUACCCAUUUGCGCAGCGCCUGGUUGCAGCCUACCUCAAGCAUGGGCGGAAGGAUGAGGUGGCUGAGUUGUGCGAUACGCUUCGGCCGCAUUUGGCAACGUUGUGCGCCACACGCGAGGGGCCCCCGAUUGUGUCGACCGCCUUCUCCCUCGUCGAGCCCAAAAAACGCAAAGAGGUGCUGCGUGCCCUCUCCGAGGACCUCGGCAGCCUUGCGGUUGACAAGUACGGUGCGCCCGUUGUCGCACGCCUCUUUGACCUCGUCUACGACGUUCAACUGCUGCGCAAGUACGUCGUCAAUGACUUGGAGGCGCACCUCACGCAAGUUGUUAACAGCCCUUUUGGACAUCAGAUCCUGUUGCAUCUUCUCACGCCGCAUGUGGAGCGGAAAAAUAAGUUCCUGCUUCCGAACUGGUUCCAACACAACUUGUUUUCGAUAGAGAACGAGGAGUGGAAUCGUCACACGUGGCUUACGCAUGAGUACAGGGAGGAGACAGUAGAGAUAUGCUCCAAGCAUGCUAUGGCAACUCACCUGUUGGUGUUGCCUUCCAUCGUGAGAAAAUUUAUCGUCAUCGCCUCCGACCCAGCGGGAGGAGGCUCGGCGCUGAACCGGCACUACGCUGGCCUCAUUGCACGAGAGGUGUUGGUUGUCAAUGGGACGCUGGAUGCCUACAAGGCGGCACUCCAGCUCUCAAAGGAGGAUAUACAACUGCUCACACGGUUGGCGCCUGCAAUGGAGCAGAAGAAGCGGUUGCGUGACGACGACGACGGCGGCGGCUGUGCGACCACUGAGACCCCACCGGGGUGCAAGAAAAAGGCACAGGAAGCUGAGAAGCUUACUGCUUCUGCCAAGGAGCGCGUGGGCUCUCGGGCGGCGAAGGAAGAUCGCAGAGGCGCGUUGGUCCGCGAGAAGAAGGCGGCGUCCGCGAAAAAAAGCACCAAGUUGGGAAGAGGCAGCACGAAGGCGGCACGCACAAAGUAG
This is a messenger RNA of Trypanosoma conorhini, 1776 nucleotides long. RefSeq names its product pumilio protein 8. Lineage: Eukaryota; Euglenozoa; Kinetoplastea; Trypanosomatida; Trypanosomatidae. The record is from RefSeq and is a predicted model, not a curated record. The coding region runs from base 1 to 1776 and encodes 591 amino acids. Gene Ontology annotation, molecular function: mRNA binding. Gene Ontology annotation, cellular component: nucleolus. The transcript has a single exon. Gene Ontology annotation, biological process: regulation of translation.